AUGGCUUUGAUUCGAAAUGUGCAAGUCAGUACAUGUGGCAUAGAUACACUAGCUUUAUCUACUUCUGGUGUUGCACCGUGUAUAGUAUUUGUCAUAGUACUGGAAGAUAAAAUUUUUAUUGAUCAUGUUAGUUCUGAAAAUUUUAAUGCUUCAUCAACAUGUUCUAUCAAUGAUGCACAUAGUUUUUUGAUGAACACGUUUAAUCGUCUUCAUCAAUUAGAACCAUCUCCAAUGAUACAAAAUAUCUUUAUAGUUGGAGGUUGGAAUAAUAAUAAUUUUAUAACAUUAAAAAGUAAAAUUAAUUUUAUAUGCAAUCAAUGCAAUACAAGAAUGGAAGAAAAUAGUAGUUUACCACCUCAUGAAUUCGAUUUAUUUUUAAGUAAAAUUAAAUGGAAUUUAAUUGGUUUUAAUCUACCAGCAAAAAAUUCUGAUGGUACAGAUAAAGAUGAUGAUGAUGAUGAUGAUCCAAAUACUUAUAUAGUUGAUUUUACUCUCGUUUACGAUCGAUCAUCAACUCCUCAUCGUUUUAUUAUUUGGCAAUAUGCCGGUCGAGAGGAGGAAUUGUUUAAUACACGAUCUGAUUCAUUAAUCCAAGCAAUCUAUGAAUUUAAUCCAAUAUCAAAAGACUUUCGAGCAUGCAUAUGCUCAAAUGCUAAUUCAUUACCACAUUAUGAUGAUUUUUUUAAACUAGUAUUAUUGAAUGUUGGAAAUCCACAGUUUAUUUAUCCUUCAUUUAAUAGUGAUUAUUUUAAAAACAUAUUCAAUAAUUUAUUGUUAAGAGUUGAACAAGCAUCACUCUUUUGA
Messenger RNA from Rotaria sp. Silwood1, 804 nucleotides. Lineage: Eukaryota; Metazoa; Rotifera; Eurotatoria; Philodinida; Philodinidae. The record is from the annotation of a GenBank genome assembly.